Liolophura sinensis is the source of this 1923-nucleotide messenger RNA. RefSeq lists its product as uncharacterized. Gene Ontology annotation, molecular function: GTPase activity; GTP binding. The coding region runs from base 168 to 794 and encodes 208 amino acids. Gene Ontology annotation, biological process: small GTPase-mediated signal transduction. The record is from RefSeq and is a predicted model, not a curated record. Lineage: Eukaryota; Metazoa; Mollusca; Polyplacophora; Chitonida; Chitonidae. The transcript has 3 exons.
UCAGUGGGAACGGUCGUGUGCUAAGAGCAAUCGUUUGUCAUUCAGAUCUGCCAGACGCGACUAUAGGAGAAAAUCACCGUUACUUACCUAUAUCUGAAGAUCUAACACCGGCAAGUGGGAUUUACCUUAGAUAUAUUUAUUACUUGUUUUACCUGUAACUUUUGACAAUGCCUACGGAAGAAGUAGACCCAGGCUGUGUGAAGUGUGUGAUCGUUGGAGACGAGGGUGUCGGGAAGACCUGCAUGGCACUCAGUUACGCCAACAGAGAAUUCCCGGAGGAAACAGAAUCUACCAUUUUCGACACAUAUGCCGUUGACCUGACGGUUGAUGACGAACCCUGGACACUGGGCAUGUUUGAUACUGCGGGCCAGGAGCCCUACGAAUCUCUCCGUGCGUUUGCCUACGCUCAGUGUGAGGUAUUCAUCAUCUGCUUCUCGGUGGUAAAACCCGAUUCCCUUGAGAAUGUGGAAACAGUGUGGAUGCCGGAGAUAAAACAUUACAACAAGAAGAGGAAGCCCGUUAUACUGGUCGGAACUCAGACAGAUCUGCGGGAAGCAGACCAUAUUCCCCGAGAUACCAUCAUAUCCCAGAAGGAAGCGGAAAAGAUGGCCGAAUUACUGGGAGCAAGCUGCUACUUGGAAUGUUCGGCGUUAUCUAGAGAUGGACUUCAGCAUAUUUUCAAUGAAACUCUUUUAUCGGCCAUUGAUGUUCGUCGAAAGAAGAAACAUAACCGACUUAGAGUGUUUGUCAAGAGACUAUCAGAUACGCUGAAGCGUAAGAAGACCAAAGGAUGAGAGGACCUGCCCAAGAUCAGUGAUCUCAACAAAAGCUAAUCCCUCUGCGGAUGCACACAGUGGUGCAAAGUGCAAGGGCGCCAGAAUUGCCGCGCACUUAUUCCCAUCUCCUGGGCGCUGACCUGUCACAUCGGGAACCCCCGUCCCUGUCACUCAGUCACCCCCAUCACUCUGUUGUCCGACAAACGAAAUGGUGUCUUAACCGGAUGUUCCACCACAGCGUCGUUGACAGAAUCUCAGUCGCCAUUUUGAUGUGCUGGUUUUCAAGCAGCAAUGACCCUUCCCUGUGUGACCCCUCAUCUAUGACCCCAGUUCAUCACGUGACCCACCGUAGGUUUUUCACAGAGCCCCGCUGGACCGGGAACACGUAUAACGAUGACAGCAUUUGUAACUGUUCAUGUACUGAACUGUUAAAUACUUUUAAUUGCCGCUGGACGGCAGUUAAAUUAUUUAUAUAUGGCAAGUUGUCGAUCUCUUAGAACACGAGAUUAUAUAUUAGUCACUUGGCAUAACUGUACUUAUGCCUCAUGUAUUGCCAGUAUUUGUUUAAACGUUGUUUUAAUUUAUUUCACAAUUUGAUGAAAGUAAUAUCUGUACUAAAUAUUUCUUAUAAGAAAGUGUAUGUACUAAACGAUGUAAGUUGUUUCACGUGGUUGAUCAGUUAGUACUUCUCCUGUUUGUUUUUUUUAUAAACUCAGAUGUUGAGGAUUGACAUAUAAAAAGACCCACUCAAUUCAUUAUGGUCUAAAGCCUAGUCAUUUGCUUUCUUGCCAAAAAAAACAUACUUGUUAAAAAACGCCACAAAUACGUCAGCCUGAAAGCUCUCCUGUACACCAAUUUUCGUUUUCGUUGUGAUGAUGUCAUGUGUAUACAUUUUGGGGACAAACGGCAAUCAUUUACACACACUUUAAGGCUCAGACCCGACUUGGACCACGUUGAUCCAAUCGGGGUCAGCUUCAGCCAGUGAGCACACAUCGCUGUUUGAUAUGUCCAUUGCAGGAGGGCUUAACUCAGUGCUUAUAGGUCGCCUCAGGCCAGUCUGGCAACAUACCAGUCCAACAUGAAAGAGAUUUUUUCUGCUUUCGAGUUGGCUUGCGUUAAAGUCAACAGAUUUUCAUCGAGAAUUCUC